This is a messenger RNA of Caenorhabditis auriculariae, 803 nucleotides long. Lineage: Eukaryota; Metazoa; Nematoda; Chromadorea; Rhabditida; Rhabditidae. The record is from the annotation of a GenBank genome assembly.
AUGAAGCUUCUUCUCGUGGUUUUACUCGUCGUCUACUGUGCGGUUGGUUUGGAAGAUUUCGAACUGCUGCGAUUUGAAACGAAACUGACAACUUCACUCUAAACUUCAGGCCAUCCACCGGAAAGGCCGAGAUCCCACUGACGAAAUAGAUCGCCAACUGACGGCCUUCGAAAGAAGUUUCCAUGCGAAACGGUCUCAGAUUGUGAAUGACGUUUUCGUCGCCGCCGGGAAGCUCGAAAUCGCCGGCCAUACACCUCUUCAUGGAAUCGGUGACUAGUCAUCUCACACCGAAAUUACACUUUUUCGGAUACAAAGAGAAAAAACCAUCUUCUCAAGAGAUCGCUAAAGAGUUGCUAAAACCUUUCAAGUAAUUCUCAAAAGCCCCUUCUGGUUUCUGAGUUUUUCCAGCAGAUCGGAAUUUUCCAUGAAACAAGAAACCAUUCAGGGGAGAUCGAGCCCUAUGUCCGAAGAAUGCAUCAGCAACACUUUACCCUGAAGGUUCAGCUUCAGAAUGAUUGGCCUGCCAACGGAAAAAGGAAACUUUUCAGUUCACCAAGAGGCAGUCUUCAUUCGAUGCCGUGAAACGAGAGGUCAUCUUCUUUGGAUUCGUCGAUAUCGAAGGAGAAAAUUGGCCUAAGAAUAGUUCUGCGUACAAUGGAAUCGGCAAACUUGUGGGAUAUACAAACGUAAGAUUUUGAAAACUAGGAGUCAGCCAAAAACUUCUUUAGGUUCCUGAAAGAUGGCGAAUCAACGAGCUUUACCUGGGACACGCCCCUUACGUCCGCAAGCGCUUCCCUUUUUGA